CAAAUAUUUACAUUGUAAAUUCACACAGGUUGUUUCAAUGUAUGGAUAAUUUUUUCACUACCAAAAGUAAAAUGCCGUUUACAUGUUAUUUUUGUAACAAAGUUAUUGAAAAUGAAACACAAGAAGGACACACAACAGUUUGCUCAAAAAUCCUUCAGCCUUGUCCAUACAAAUGUGGUUCAUAUGUAGCCAGAUGCGAUAUGCCAAGACAUAAAAGCGGUUGUAUAAACCAAUCACAAAAAUCCAUGCCAAAAUCUAGAAGCAAUGCCAAUCUAGACCUACUAGGACCUAUGAGCUUACCAACCACUCUAGAUAGAAAUUAUGGUAGGAACAUCGUGAUAACCAAUGCUGAAGUUCAUGAAAGUCGAGAACGGCAUAAUUCUUACAACUCCGUUGAGUUACCCCCUAUGAAAAGUUUUGACAAGCUUGUAAAUGCCUUUAAGCAGUUCGGUGCUGAGUUAAGUCAAGUUAAACAUCAAAACAGAGGGUUUUCACAGUGGAAGGCAGACACAGAAAUGUUGCUGAAUAAAUUACAAGACAGUUUUGCUUUUUAUCAAAGCUCCAAAAGCAAUUCAGACGCCACUUUGUAUAACGUACAAGAAAAAUUGAAAUUCUUGGAUGUGCUUCAAAUGAAUAUGAACAUACUGAGAGAUAACAUAGUUAGAGACCAAAAUUACACAAGGAAUUUAACGGAUAAUCUCACCAAAAAGUUCGAAGAACAAAUCGCAAACAUAAUGACAAUUAUUAAUCUACAUAAAGAUGACAAUUUGGAAGUAAAAGAAAAUAUAGACAGUCUAAAAAGUUCAGUAGAUGAAGUACGCUCAAAACUGACGAAUGUACUUUUUGACUUGAGAGCAACAAGUCAAAUCGCUUCAGGGACCGAGGAAAAAAUUGAAAUUAUGGAACGUGAAAAUUCUUUGCUGAGAAAAGAGAUUGAAGUGUUAAAAGGAGACGUGGAGAAUCUAAGUUCAACGCAAGAUAAGGAAUUUACUGUAGGAAGGUUAUUAUGGAAAGUUUCCAAUGUCAAGUCAAAGUUGCAGACCAGCAAAGAAACAAACUAUUACUAUAAGAGCCCCAUAUUUUAUUCACACGAAUAUGGAUACAAAAUAAGAUUGGUACUUUACCUGAACGGUUUAAAAAAAUGGCGGGACCGGAACACUUUGAUAUCCCUGGAAGUUCUCAAAGGAGAUUAUGAUUCUUUACUGAAAUGGCCAUGUCAAAUUGAGGGUAAUAUAAUUUUAAGGGACCAGGAAAACCUAGAUACUCCCAAAAACGUGGUAAAACAAAUUUUAACCAGGCUCGAAGGACCAGGGGAUGAAGCAGACGAACCACAGGAAUCGUCGUCUUCAUUUGUUUUCAUCACGCACGCUGUUUUGUUUCAGGAAAAGUAUACCAAGGACGACACGAUUUUUCUUGAUGUAGUGAUAAACCAAUUAAAAUAAGUUAUUUAUUAAAAUACAUAUAUAUACAUUUUUUAGUUUUUGUUUUAUUAGGCUUGAAUAGUUUUUUUCGCAGGGGGUGUGGGGUGUUCUUUUUUCUUUCCACUUGCACCGAAUAUAACUUUUUCAAGAAUUAUAAUUGGGGACUCAAACGCCAAACUCCAAACCAAUGCUACCAUUAGAGUUACAAUUAAGUAACCACACCAUAAAUAGAACUGAAACAAAAAUAUUUUUACCAAAAUGCAUUUUAAACUGGAAAACUCAUAUUACCUCUCUCCAGUCACUAAAAAUCUCCUUCUGCCUGAACAUCAUAACAUUAUGUGCUAUAACACUACCAUGCAUAAGGUACAUGCAGUAACUCAAUCUACUUCCAAAUUGCAGAAUCGGUCUGGUCAAAAUCCAGUUAACCACACCUCCAUAUCCAUGGAAACAUGAGUAUACGAUCCACGUGAGGCCCAAACACCAUAUGGGCCUCAUCAGGGAUUCAAUUACCGUUUUACCGGCGUAUGUACCAUUACCGAUGUAUAUCCAACCGUUUAAGUAAACUAGAACGUACAUAGAACCUAGAGCGAUGCACCAUAGUAAAAAGUUUUUCAGAUAUUUCUAAAAAAAUAAUAUUAUUUUUAAAUUUAAAAAAAGUUACACUGAGCGCGAAAAAAC
Messenger RNA from Brassicogethes aeneus, 2099 nucleotides. The record is from the annotation of a GenBank genome assembly. Lineage: Eukaryota; Metazoa; Arthropoda; Insecta; Coleoptera; Nitidulidae.